CCCUUCGCGCAGCUGGUGCGGGAGAUGCAGCUUCACAGAGAAGACUUCGAGAUCAUCAAGGUCAUCGGGAGAGGCGCCUUCGGGGAGGUCGCGGUGGUCAGGAUGAAGGACACGGAGCGCAUCUACGCCAUGAAGAUCCUCAACAAGUGGGAGAUGCUCAAGCGCGCAGAGACGGCUUGCUUCCGGGAGGAGCGCGACGUGCUGGUGAACGGGGACUGCCAGUGGAUCACCACUCUGCACUACGCCUUCCAGGACGAGAACUACCUGUACCUGGUCAUGGACUACUACGUGGGGGGCGACCUACUGACGCUGCUCAGCAAGUUUGAAGACAAGCUCCCAGAAGACAUGGCGAGGUUCUACAUCGGGGAAAUGGUUCUGGCCAUCGACUCCAUCCACCAGCUUCACUAUGUGCACAGAGACAUCAAACCCGACAACGUCCUCCUGGACGUGAACGGUCACAUCCGCCUGGCCGACUUCGGGUCGUGUUUGAAGAUGAGUGGUGACGGAACUGUCCAGUCCUCCGUGGCCGUGGGCACUCCCGACUACAUCUCCCCGGAGAUCCUGCAGGCGAUGGAGGACGGCAUGGGCAAGUACGGCCCCGAGUGCGAUUGGUGGUCGCUGGGCGUCUGCAUGUACGAGAUGCUCUACGGCGAGACCCCCUUCUACGCCGAGUCCCUCGUGGAGACCUACGGGAAGAUCAUGAACCACGAAGAGAGAUUUCAGUUCCCCGCCCACAUCACCGACGUGUCUGAGGAAGCCAAGGACCUCAUCCAGAGGCUCAUCUGUAGCCGAGAGCGCCGGCUGGGCCAGAACGGGAUCGAGGACUUCAAAAAGCACGCGUUCUUCCAAGGCCUGAACUGGGAGAACAUUCGCGACCUCGAGGCACCGUACAUCCCCGACGUGAGCAGCCCCUCCGACACGUCCAACUUCGAUGUGGAUGACGACAUGCUGAGGAAUGCCGAGAUGCUGCCCCCGAGCUCUCACGCGGGCUUCUCUGGGCUGCACCUGCCCUUCAUCGGCUUCACCUUCACUACGGAGAGCUGUUUUUCCGACCGAGGCUCCCUGAAGAGCAUCGCGCAGGCCGGCGCCCUGACCGAGGACGAGGGCGUGCGGCGGGGCCUCGAGGACAGCCUGCGGGCCGAGGCCUACGAGAGGCGGAUCCGGAGGCUGGAGCAGGAGAAGCUGGAGCUGAGCCGGAAGCUGCAAGAGUCCACCCAGACCGUGCAGUCCCUCCACGGCGCCUCUCGGGCCCCGGGCAGCGCCGCCCGGGACGGGGAGAUCAGAAGGCUGACCGAGGAGAUCGAGCACCUGAAGAGUAAGAUAGCAGACGGAGGGGCUGUGGACCUGGAAGCCCAGCUUGAGGCCGCCAUGGCCGAGGCCUCCAGGGAGCGCAAGCUUCGUGAGCACAGCGAGAACUUCUCCAAGCAAAUGGAAAGUGAGCUUGAGGCCCUCAAGGUGAAGCAAGGAGGCCGUGGGCCAGGCUCUGCCUUAGAACAUCAGCAGGAGAUUUCCAAAAUAAAGUCUGAGCUGGAGAAGAAAGUCCUGUUUUAUGAAGAAGAGCUGGUGCGGCGCGAGGCCUCCCACGCCCUGGAGGUGAGAAGCGUGAGGAAGGAGGCGCAGGACUCCGAGAGCCACCAGCUGGGCCUGCAGAGGGAGGUCCUGAUGCUGACCGACAAGCUGGAGAAGUGCCGGCGGGAGCGGCACAGCGAGAUGGAGGAGGCCGUGGGCGCGGUGAGGGACAAGUACGAGCGAGAGCGGGCGAUGCUGUCCGAGGACAACAAGAAGCUGACCGCUGAGAACGAAAGGCUCUGCUCCUCUGUGGAUGAGCUCACGGCCCAGAACAGGCGGCUGGAGGACGAGCUGCAGGACCUGGCCGCCAAGAGGGAGUCGGUGGCGCACUGGGAGGCCCAGAUCGCCGAGAUCAUCCAGUGGGUCAGUGACGAGAAGGACGCCCGGGGCUACCUCCAGGCUCUCGCUUCCAAGAUGACCGAAGAGCUCGAGACUCUGCGGAGCUGCAGCCUGGGCUCCCGGACGCUGGACCCCCUUUGGAAGGUUCGCCGGAGCCAGAAGCUGGACAUGUCCGCCCGGCUGGAGCUGCAGUCUGCGCUCGAGGCCGAGAUCCGGGCCAAGCAGGUGGUUCAGGAGGAGCUGAGGAAAGUCAAAGACGCCAACCUCUCCUUUGAAAGUAAACUAAAGGAUUCUGAAGCCAAAAAUAGAGAAUUAUUAGAAGAAAUGGAAAUUUUGAAGAAAAAGAUGGAAGAAAAAUUUAGAACAGAUACAGGACUCAAGCUGUCAGACUUCCAGGACUCCAUUUUUGAGUAUUUCAACUCUGCACCUCUUGCACAUGACCUGCCUUUCAGGACCAGCGCAGCCAGCGAGCAGGACACACAAGCCCCAAAGCCAGAGGUGUCCCCAGUUGCGGCUGCAAGCACAGGACUGCAGGAGGACGUGCCCCGGGCCCACCAGAGGCCGUCUGCCGGGUCGCAGCCCACACAGGCGCUCGCCCUGGCUGGACCGAAGGUAACUGCCCGGCGAGCCCCGCGGCCUGCUCUGGGGGGGCCGCUGCUGACGCCGCCUCGCUUUCCAGUGUGCUCCUUCGCCUGCCACACCGCCUGCCGAGACAGCGCCCCCCAGGUGUGCCCCAUCCCCCCCGAGCAGGCCAAGCGGCCUCUGGGUGUGGACGUGCAGCGAGGUGUAGGCACCGCCUACAAGGGCUACGUCAAGGUCCCGAAGCCCACCGGGGUGAAGAAGGGGUGGCAGCGGGCACACGCGGUGGUCUGCGACUGCAGGCUCCUCCUGUACGACCUGCCGGAGGGGAAGGCCACGCAGCCCGGCGUGGUCGCCAGCCAGGUCCUGGACCUCAGAGACGAAGCCUUCUCCGUGAGCUCCGUUCUGUCCUCAGACGUCAUACAUGCCACACACCGAGACAUUCCGUGCAUAUUCAAGGUGACAGCCUCUCUCUUCGGUAGCCCGUCUAAGACCAGCUCGCUGCUCAUUCUGACGGAGAACGAGCACGAGAAGAGGAAGUGGGUGGGGAUCCUGGACGGGCUGCGGUCCAUCCUGCACAGGAACCGGCUGCGCGGCCAGGCGGUUCACCUGCCCCAGGAGGCCUACGACAGCUCGCUGCCCCUGCUGAAGACCGUGGUCGCCGCCGCUGUUGUGGAUGGGGACAGGAUCGCGGUGGGCUUGGAGGAAGGGCUGUACGUCAUCGAGCUGACCCAUGACGUGAUCAUCCGCGCUGCCGACUACAAGAAGGUGUCCCAGAUCGAGCUGGCGCCCAAGGAGAAAGUCGCCGUCCUGCGCUGCGGCCGCAACCACCACGUCCACCUCUGUCCGUGGUCGUGCUUUGAUGGGACAGAGAGCAACGUCGACAUCAAGCUCCCGGAGACCAAGGGCUGCCAGCUCAUAGCCACCGCCACCCUGCAGAAGAGCCCGGCCACCUGCCUCUUCGUGGCCGUCAAGCGGCUGGUCCUGUGCUACGAGCUCCAGAGGACUCGGCCUUUCCACAGGAAGUUCGGCGAGCUCGUGGCCCCCGGCACCGUGCAGUGGAUGGCUGCCGUGCAGGACAGGCUCUGCGUCGGCUACCCCUCUGGGUUCUCGCUGCUGAGCCCCCAGGGCGACGGGCAGGCCCUGCACCUGGUGAACCCCGCCGACCCCUCACUCGCCUUCCUCACGCAGCAGCCCUUGGACGCCCUCUGCGCCGUGCCGCUCCCGAGCGACGAGUUCCUGCUCUGCUUCAGCCACGUGGGACUGUACGUGGACCCGCAGGGCCGGAGGGCGCGCGUGCAGGAGCUCAUGUGGCCUGCGGCGCCCGUCGCCUGCAGCUGCAGCGCCACGCACGUCACGGUGUACAGCGACUACGGCGUGGACGUGUUCGCCGCGGACACCGCCGAGUGGGUGCAGACCAUCGGCCUGCGCAAGAUCCGCCCCCUCAACCUGGACGGCACCCUCAACCUCCUCGGCUGGGAGCCCCCGCGCCUGAUCUACUUCCGGAGCGCGCGCUCCGGAGCUGCGGCGCUCAACGUGCCCAACACCUCGGACAACAGCAAGAAGCAGAUGCUGCGGACGCGGAGCAAAAGGCGCUUUGUCUUCAAGGUGCCGGAGGAGGAGCGGCUGCAGCAGCGGCGGGAGAUGCUUAGAGACCCGGAACUGAGAUCCAGGAUGAUUUCUAACCCCACCAACUUCAACCACGUGGCCCACAUGGGCCCGGGCGAUGGGAUGCAGGUGCUCAUGGACCUGCCGCUGAGCACCGCGCCCCCUGCCCAGGAGGAGAGGCCUGGCCCUGCUCCCGCCGGCCUGCCCCGCCAGCCUCCGUCCAGGAGCAAACCCUACAUCUCCUGGCCCUCUGCAGGAGGGUCAGAGCCUGGCGUGGCCAUGCCUCUGAGAAGCAUGUCGGACCCCGACCAGGAUCUGGACAAAGAGCCUGACUCUGACUCCACCAAACACUCGACCCCGUCUAACAGCUCCAACCCCAGCGGCCCGCCCAGCCCCAACUCCCCGCACCGGAGCCAGCCGCCCCCGGAAGGCCUGGAGCCGCCGGCCUCUGACGCCUGAGGCCGCCGCCGGGCCGGGAGCACGGCCACCGCAGUGCCGGGACCGAGCUCUGCAGCGUGGUCCGGGGAAUCGGAGGGUCCGUCGUAGAGCCGGAGACAGACACAGCUUUUAUUAUAUAGUGGUGGGUUUGGGCCGCAUCCGUGGUUUGCACAGGGAGGCCUGGCCGGGCUGCGCUCAGGGAGUGGACAGCUGGGCGCCAGCCUCGCACCCAGAGGGCAGUGGGGCGUCGAGGGUCAUCCCCAGGGUCGCCACAGUUUUGUAGACAGGGAAACGAGGUCACUGUAGCCUCCUGUCCACACAGCCACCCUCGUAGCUGCAGGUGGCCUGCCAGACGCGGCCGGUGUGCACGCUGCCAUGACCUCAGCGGUGCCACACUGGCUUCCACAUCCUCCCUCCCAGCGUCCAGUGCAGCUGGAACAGGCCUGCUGGGCUGGCGGGGCCAGAACCCCAGGUGCCACACCCCGCCUCCCCUGCAUGGGGCCUCACUGGGCCCUGACACCCUACACUCGGCCCGUCUCGCUGAAAGCUUGUGGGUGACAGGCUGGCGGACAGAGCGUGUCCUUGGCCAGGGCAGCCGCCCUGGGCGCACUGCUGAGGAUGGGCACUGGGCCGCCCCGGGCCUGCCGGGGCCUUGGGGUUCACGUUUUACUGUAAGUCUGAGUCUGUAAUUAUUGAGUUGUGCGGACAUGUGGACGACCUCCCUGUCAGUGAAGCAGAUAAAGCAGAAGACGGUAGCAUGA
Messenger RNA from Condylura cristata (star-nosed mole), 5294 nucleotides. RefSeq names its product CDC42 binding protein kinase beta (DMPK-like) (gene CDC42BPB). The transcript has 34 exons. NCBI's taxonomy places the organism in Eukaryota, Metazoa, Chordata, Mammalia, Eulipotyphla, Talpidae. Gene Ontology annotation, molecular function: protein serine/threonine kinase activity; ATP binding. Gene Ontology annotation, cellular component: cytoskeleton; cytoplasm; actomyosin. Bases 25 to 4554 code for a protein of 1509 amino acids. Gene Ontology annotation, biological process: peptidyl-threonine phosphorylation; actomyosin structure organization. The record is from RefSeq and is a predicted model, not a curated record.